Molecule: messenger RNA, 5104 nt
Organism: Engraulis encrasicolus (European anchovy)
Lineage: Eukaryota; Metazoa; Chordata; Actinopteri; Clupeiformes; Engraulidae
Product: calcium-independent phospholipase A2-gamma-like
Exons: 10
Coding region: 203-2689 (828 amino acids)
Biological process (GO): arachidonate metabolic process
Cellular component (GO): membrane
Source: RefSeq, a predicted model, not a curated record
GCUGCAAUGACCUACUGCGACCGACUAGAAACACAACAGCCGGUGUUGUUUGGAAAUAUUAGUUGAGUUUGUAAUAUUUUGAAUUUUGAAGUCCGAACAAAUCUUUUGAUGGAUGAACCAGCGAGCCCAACGAUGAUCCAAUGAUGUUUGUUUAUGAUCGACCAAUAGCACUUUCCACACUGCCCUUGCAAGACCAUGAGCCAUGACUCUUAGAUGGGUUCCAGAUACUUGUGUGUUUUCCCUAAACAAGGCUGUUCACUUGUGGCACGUACAAGGCCAGAGGCCUGCGUCCAUUGUUGUUUUGCGUGCCCACCAGGGCCCGUUUCAUAAGCCCUAUGCCAGAUACCAUGCUCCAUGCCGCAUGAGCUGGAAGCACACCCAGAGCCUGAGAUCCCGAGGCCGCAAGCUAUGGCUGUGCAAAGCUAGCAGCAAACGGCACAGACUGGGCCUCCACCCUUGCAUCUCCCCCUUCAGCACUUCUGGGUUCACGGGUUCUGCCGAUAUAAGUCACCGCAUGUCGCGUCUUCGGAGCACUUUGGAGUCGGUCUCGAAAGCGGUCAGCGGGACCCAGGCUGAGAUCCUUUCCAGGAUAGCCCAACUCAGGGCGGUCCGAGUGGAGAAGGAGGUUACGGCCAAUGAGGAGGAGCGGGUGACCGAGAAGGAGCCCACAGCAUCCGCAAUCCCAGCAGACUCUGUAGUGCCUCCUGCAGCCUCCGCUCAUCUCCAACCUCCCUCUCCUCCUCCACCAGCAGCCACAGUUUUAGCUUCAGUGGUCAAAGAUGCGAAGGAGAAGAGGCAGCGUAGGCCUGGAGAUUCACCCUCUCAGGCUAGAAGAGAAAUCAAGACUCCUCAGAGUAAGACCAGCACCAGCCCCACCCUAGUCGUCUCCAAACCAGCCACUCCACUCUUCCACCCGGGCUCCUUCACCGUCAACCUGGAUGAGACCUACAACUACGUGGCCAAUCACAUCAACACAUACUUCAGUAGCAACAAGAAGGGAGCACCUGAAGCUGAGGAGAAAAAGCAUCGUCUUGAAGACGACGGUGACAGUACUACUGAGAGGCAGCAAGACCAAAACAGAGACCAGGCACCACCGCUGUCCACCUCAACCUCUUUGACCACCACUGUCCCUCAGGCCAGUCCACCUCCCACCAGCCCCCCGCCUUCCCCGAAGAAGGGGCUCAGCCACUACCUUUCCUACGGGGCACCCGUUCAGGCGUUCGUGGGGAGCUAUAUCGCUCCUCUCGUUCCCAAGUUUCGUUCAGAGGCUAAACCUGUCAUCGUCGAGAAGUCGGCUGUCACUCCAGAAGAUGCUGUUCAGGAGAAGAUAGUUGUGGAGAACAAGGAGAAGAAAGCUGCUGAGGAGAAGGCUAAGAGACUGCUCCUGCAGAGAGAGAGGAUCAUUGCCAGGGUGAGCGUGGACAAUCGGACCCGGGCUCUGGUUCGGGCACUCCACCGGGCCACCGACGUGCGGAUCUACGUCAGCCGGGUGGAGGACCUCAACUACCACCUGCUGGAGUUCCCAGACACCAGGGUGGUGGCAGUUAAGGAGAAGGCCAUCCCAUGUCUGCUGCGUCUCCGCCAGGCCUCUGAUCCUGCGCUGCAGGCCGCCGUGAGGCAGGCCCUGGCCCUGGUGGGCUAUGUGGACCCAGUCAAGGGACGCGGCAUACGGGUCCUGUCCAUAGAUGGCGGAGGCACCAGGGGGCUGAUUGCCCUUCAGACGAUAAAGAAGCUCGAGGCCCUCACAGGAAAGCCAAUUUACCAGCUGUUUGAUUACAUCUGUGGAGUCAGCACAGGUGCGAUCCUGGCCUUUAUGCUUGCGGUGGUUCGGGUUCCCCUGAGCGAGUGCGAGGAGCUCUAUUUGAAACUGGGCUCCGACGUCUUCAAGCAGAACGUCGUCGUGGGGACUGUCAAAAUGGGCUGGAGCCAUGCCUACUACGAAGCCGAGAUCUGGGAGAACAUCCUCAAAGAAAAAUUGGGCUUGGAUCUCAUGGUGGAGACAUCAAGAAACCCUGAGUGCCCCAAGCUGGCUGCGGUGAGCACGGUGGUGAACCGCGGCACGCCCCUGAAGGCCUACGUGUUCCGCAACUACAGCAUGCCUCCCGGCGUGCGCUCCCACUACCGGGGGGGCUGCCAGCACAAGCUCUGGCAGGCCGUGCGCGCCUCCUCCGCCGCCCCCGGCUACUUCAAGGAGUUUGGCCUGGACGGGGACCUGCAUCAGGACGGCGGUCUGCUGAUGAACAACCCUACGGCGCUGGCGGUGCACGAGUGCCGGUGCCUGUGGCCCAAGACGCCGCUGCAGUGUGUGGUGUCCCUGGGAACGGGCCGCUUUGAGACGGUGGGCAAGCUCAACGCCACCCACACCAGCCUCAAGACCAAGCUCACCAACAUCAUCAGCAGUGCCACCGACACCGAAGAGGUGCACACCAUGCUGGACCAGCUGCUGCCGGCCAACACCUACUUUCGCUUCAACCCCCACAUGCCGGAGGAGAUCGGCCUGGACGAGAGCCGGCAGGAGAAGCUGAACUUCCUGCAGGCCGAGGGCAUGCGCUACCUGGAGCGCAACGAGGAGAAGCUGCGCAAGGCCGCCCGCAUCCUCACCCAGGAAAAGACCGCCGUGCACCGCCUCAGCGACUGGGCCAAGCUCAAGCUGGACAUGCACGACGCCACCACCUUCAACAGACUCUAGGAACACUGGCUCUUCUCUGGAGUCCAAUAAUGAACCUUCUCCAGAGUCCAGACUAUAGGAAUGCUCUUCUCUAGACUCCAAGAAUGAACCCUCUCCUGAUCCUUCUCCUAGAACCUUCACCAGAUUAGCACCGUCUUCAAGACUCCUCAGGCUCUUCCCUACUGUGGACUCCUUAUCCCAAAUUUGGAUCAUUCUUCAGACUCAAGGUCCUUCAUCAGCAUCACAGGUUUUGCUUUCUGGACUCCAGAUAACCUUCUCCCAAUGCCUGUAGGGACUUUUUCGGCUGUAGGACCUCAGGUUUUGGUAUACGGCUCUACAUGUGCCACAGGUUUCUUCUGUAGCCUUCAAGAGCAUUCUCCCAACGAGUCUAGAACCCUCUGCAGAAUCUAAGCGUUUCUCCAGACUGCAGAUUCCUUCUCCAGCACAGUGCCCUUCUUAGGACGUUGUUCUCACAAAAAUAAGCUCAAGUACUGUCACCACCUCCAGCACCAUUGUUACUACGCCACAGUUUUUUCUGCACGGAGCAUGAUGCCCCCCCAGGUGAUGCGAAAUGAAAGCAGUGUAAUCUCACAUUUAGCAUUUAUGGGAUACAGCGCAUGCUGUUUUUCAUGUUGGUUUCUCUCUGCUGCGGUGAAAACCGUUCAUUUGCCCCCCCCACCUUAAGGACUCAAACCAUGUGUUAAGUUUCAUUUACCUUAGCAGGUAAUGUUUUAUAUAUAUAUUUUCAUGACUACAACUGUGCUGAAUGGAGAAUUUAGCGCCAGCCUGUCCACAUCAUUGUCUCGCAGUGCUGUGACCUCUGCAAGGCUAUGUCUGCCUGCAUAUACUGAUGGACUUGAAUCUCGGCGGCAGCUCUAAAAGAUUUGACAAUAGCGGGCGACAGGGAGCACUUCUUUUACUGGGUUGAUUCUUGAUCUAAUGUACAUGUCAUGUUCGCAAUCUAACAAUCUAUCAAGGUACUAUUAUAAGAGGUGUGCCAAGCACUUUUAAAAAGCAUUCUCAUCCAGACAACAUAACCACAACCACUGUAACCUCAACUCCAUAUUUAUUUUUAUUUUCAUUGUUUUUCCUUUAUUUUAGGAUCUGGUGUGAGAAAUAGCUGUAGGUACUUUUUCGAUGUCAUAACUGAGUGCCGGAUAUUUACUUGAAAAUGUCAAGUAUGUCAACCUCCGAUGACAGGAGGAGAUGGGAAAGAAAGUUCGUAGGGGAAGGUCAUACUUAACUCCGGGGGCCAUGUUUGUGAAAGAUUGAGAAUACACAAAUAUGUACACUGUUCUUAAGUGUAGGAUAGAGCUUUGGAGUCAAUCUAAUCAGCUUUGACUUAACCAAAGAUGAAGCUAUGGAUCCGCUAUCCUUACAAUUCAAGGCUAGUUAUAUAUUGUGAAUUUGUUUCAGCGCCACUAAUUUAUUUGAAGAUUUGUUUGUAGAUAAAUUGAUAAGCGAUAAUGUUGCACUGUCAGACUAGGCAGUUGUUUUAAACUACUCGAGGGAUUUUUUUCCCCCACAAUUGCAUGGAUAUGCAAUCUGUACAAAACUUUCCUUUUAACAAAAUGAAGAUUAUAUUAUAUGAUGACAAGUAUACGUUCUCAUUCAGCCCUUUGUUAUGCGUGUGUGUGACUUGUGUGGCCAUUUUGAUUCAUGCAGUUCAGAUGGGUAGGUAUGAACAUGGUGGGCUGGACUGCAACACCAGGACACAAGGACUGCUAUGGAGAGCUCCAGUAUUUCUGAUGCAGCGUGCGAACAUAGGAUGCAGUGAUUUGUGUUAUUAGUAUUUCCACUGUACCCAAAAAUGGCAUUACGCACAGAAUUUAUUUUUUGAAAUGUAAAUUAAUAUUGGCAGAUAUUUAUUAUUAUUUGGCUGUGUUCUUCAUUUCCUAAAUUUCUACACUACUAAAAAAACAAUGGUUCUUUCUUUCCUUCUUACUCUGCUAUUUGUUGGAUAUGCUAUUUUGGGUGCAAUAAAGGAAGAUAUAGUAGAGAGAUUUAAUUGUAGAAAUAUCUUAGGGAAUAUUUUAGCAAGCACUUUUUCCCCUCGAUGGAUGCCUCUUGUGCCCUCUGAACCUUCAACCAGUAGUGCAGUUUGUCUCGUUGUGUGCAACACUUGCCUCUGAAACAAGCUGGGAUAUUGCUGCUACCUAUUGUUGUUGUAUGGUUUUGAACGAAACAGAAAGUCAGGGACUGCAACUUUUAACUUGUGUAGAAAAAAAUGAAAUGCACAAAAUGUAAAUGGAUUAAUUUGGCACAAAGUUGUUCUGCUGUUUUUAAUGAUGAUAUCUUGGUGAAGUGAGAUGCAAUACAGUGGUGAUCUUGUGAAAGGCUUGUUUCAGUUUCUCCAGCCAAACUGAUUUUUCCAAUCUCCUUCACCUGCCAUAUGAUGAGUGUGUGUCAUUAAAAUUUUACCCUUUGAUCCUCAGA